Molecule: messenger RNA, 1260 nt
Organism: Sus scrofa (pig)
Lineage: Eukaryota; Metazoa; Chordata; Mammalia; Artiodactyla; Suidae
Product: olfactory receptor 4S2-like
Biological process (GO): G protein-coupled receptor signaling pathway
Cellular component (GO): membrane
Molecular function (GO): olfactory receptor activity; G protein-coupled receptor activity
Source: RefSeq, a predicted model, not a curated record
UUCAUUUGUUUUGAGUUAUACAUAAAUGUUGGUGGUCUUUGUUAUAUGUUUCUUUUAGGUAAUUUAAUGGUCUCUUGGGAAUUUGGCCUUCUAGAGUAACUCCAUGGAGGAGAUAAGCAAUGUAACUGAAUUUGUUUUCUGGGGUCUUUCUCAGAACCUCAAGGUUGAGAAAGUGUGUUUAGUGGUGUUUUCUUUCUUCUACUCUGUCAUUCUUCUGGGAAACCUGCUCAUCAUGCUCACAGUUUAUGUGGGCAACCUUUCCAAGUCCCCAAUGUAUUUCUUUCUCAGCUACCUGUCUUUUGUGGACAUCUGUUACUCUUCAGCCAUAGCUCCUAGGAUGAUGGUUGACUUAUUGGCCAAGACCAAAACAAUCUCCUAUGUGGGGUGCAUGUUGCAGCUCUUUGUGGCACACUUCUUGGGUUGCACUGAGAUCUUCAUCCUCACUGUAAUGGCCUAUGAUCGUUACGUGGCUAUCUGUAAACCCCUACACUAUAUGACCAUCAUGGACCGGGAGAGAUGCAAUAAAAUGUUGCUGGGGACCUGGCUAGGUGGGUUCUUGCACUCCAUCGUCCAAGUGGCUCUAGUAGUCCAGCUGCCCUUCUGUGGGCCCAAUGAGAUCGAUCACUACUUCUGUGAUAUUCACCCUCUGCUGAAACUUGCCUGCACAGACACAUAUGUCGUUGGUGUUGUUGUGAUAGCCAACAGUGGUAUCAUCACUCUGGUGAGCUUUGUUAUCUUGCUCUUCUCCUACAUCCUCAUCCUGGUGUUCCUGAGAAAGCAGUCAGCAGAAGGCAGGCGCAAAGCUCUCUCCACCUGUGGCUCCCACAUUGCUGUGGUCAUCAUCUUUUUUGGUCCCUGUACAUUCAUGUAUAUGCGUCCUGAAACUACCUUUUCAGAGGAUAAGAUGGUGGCUGUGUUUUAUACCAUCAUCACCCCUAUGUUAAACCCCCUGAUUUAUACACUGAGAAAUGCACAAGUAAAAAAUGCAAUGAAGAAACUGUGGGGCAGGUGGGUUUUCUGGGGAGCAAAAGGUAAAUAGUUGGAAGUAACAAUACAAGGUGGAUGAUCUUCGAUGGUCUCAUCUGCACAGGGAAGACAAUAAUAACCUCACGGGGAUUUUUUUUUGGGGGGGGGAGGAGCAACUAAGAGAAUUAAAUGUUCUAUACAAGUAAGGUAUUUUUAAAUCACUAUUAUUUCAUUUGUUUGAGAAGUCCAUAAGCAUGAUGUUCUAAAAUAUCUAAGACAAAGAAAUCUUAUUAA